Molecule: messenger RNA, 2856 nt
Organism: Athalia rosae (coleseed sawfly)
Lineage: Eukaryota; Metazoa; Arthropoda; Insecta; Hymenoptera; Athaliidae
Gene: Hs3st-B
Product: heparan sulfate glucosamine 3-O-sulfotransferase 6
Exons: 6
Coding region: 885-2006 (373 amino acids)
Molecular function (GO): [heparan sulfate]-glucosamine 3-sulfotransferase activity
Source: RefSeq, a predicted model, not a curated record
CAGGCAAGUGCCGCGGGCUGAUGUUAAACUACUCGGCGCUGCCUGUCACUUUUCGGCGGGGAAGAUGGGGUAAUUGAAUAAUUCAUUAAAAAAUCGAAAAUAAAUCGGGAAAAAUGGGAAAUAAUCACGAAAAAAUUGGGGAGAAACCUGGGAUGGUGAAGCUGGGUUAUAUUUGUUGGUACUUUGAUGAUUUCUCUCGUUCACCAUGACGUGUGUGACUCCACGCGCAACUGACGUUUGCAGAUACCUCCCAGAUCACGGAAAAUUGGAAGAAUCCAGCUCCAUGAUAAUUUCUCAUCAAGAUCAAUUGUAGUGUCAAAGUGCAGCGUCGCAGUCUCUCAAAGUUAUCACAUAGCUGCCGGUGUCAAAAAUAUGAGACGUCAUUUUUAUUGUCACUUUAAAAGGGGAUCGACGAGUCGUAAUUUCCUAUUGUUAUCAGCUCUCGAAUCUAAUAUUUCUUCAAUCACUGGCAUGAGUGAUAGACAAUCGUCGGAAAAAGGGGAUGAACGAAUCUUCCGAAAUAAUGAUUCGCUUCGCACAUGAAAUAACAAUCAUCACACUUGAUGAAACGAUCUACUUUACACUGGAAAAAGUAUCAGUCCAACGAUGUUCGAAUUCCGAAAUGAAUAGUCGCGCCUAAUUAUGAUGGUUUUGCGUCAAGAAUUCCAGAAGCAAAUGUAAACGAAAAAUAGACCGUUUAACAUAUCAAUGAAUACUAAGACACAUAUCAUAAAAUAAAAAUGCACGUUCCUGGAAACUAUCUUCGUCCAUAUUAUUAAUAAUAAUAAUAAUUAAAGGUAAUAAUAGUAUCGAUAAGAGAAAUGAUAAUUUGAAAGUGAAAACUGAAAAAAAAAAAACAAGAUAAAAUUUCAAUCUCAAUUAGCAUGGAGUUGAGGAAAACAUUUUGGACUAAGCAAUUUUUAUUCGUUCUAUUUUUAUUGAUCGCAUUAUUUUGUAUCGGUUUAAAGUACAACGUCUGUUUUUUGGGUGGGUUAUCGCGAAAAUUAAAUCUUGACAAAUCUCAGAAUGCGGAUUCUUAUUCCGACAUAUUGUUACUGAGGUCGCCCAGUAGAGUAGUAAAUGUUGAAGAAAUUCCGUUGGAUAAUAUUGCAAGCUUAGAUCCUCAUGUAACGAAAGUACAACUGGUUCCUUUGUGGCCAAACAACGAAACACUCAAAGAGAUUAUCGACGUUGCUCCAAAGUACCAAAUACUUCGACAACAAGGACUCAGACCCGAAAGACAAUUGCCCGUUGCUCUCAUCAUCGGUGUCAAGAAAGGGGGGACUAGAGCUCUCCUGGAAUUUCUAAGACUUCAUCCAGACAUAAGAGCGGCCGGAUCCGAAGUCCACUUCUUCGACAGACAUUACUCGAAAGGAUUUCAUUGGUACAGACACCACAUGCCGCCGACUUUAGAGGGCCAGGUGACGAUGGAAAAAACGCCGUCUUAUUUUAUAACUGAAGAAGUACCUCGGCGAGUGCAGCAUAUGAAUCCAGGAACGAAAUUGAUAGUCGUCGUUCGAGAUCCGGUGACGAGAGCGAUAUCAGAUUAUACGCAAGUUAAAAGUAAACGAGUUAGGAUGCCGAAAUUCGAGGAAUUGGCAUUUUUGAACGACACACAAAUCGUAGAUACUUCAUGGGGGCCUUUAAAAAUUGGUGUUUACGCCAGACACCUGGAACACUGGUUACUCUACUUCCCACUUUCCCAGCUACUUUUUGUCAGCGGUGAACGAUUGAUAGCCGAUCCUGUCGUUGAGGUCACGAGGGUCCAGGAUUUCCUUGGUCUAAAACGAGUCAUAUCGGAAAAACAUUUCUACUUCAAUUCGACGAAGGGGUUUCCUUGCCUCUUGAAAUCUGAGGGAAGAUCGAGCCCGCAUUGCUUAGGUAAAACGAAGGGGCGGAGUCACCCUCACAUUGAUCCAGCGGCUAUACAACGAUUAAGGGAUUUUUACCGGCCUUUUAAUCAAAGAUUUUAUCAACUAACCGGGAUGAAUUUCGGCUGGCCAUAACCAGGAACUUAAUUUCAUAACUCGACGAAUUGCGUAAACGUAUUCACAUUCGCAUACGUAGAACAUAUCUUAUAAAUAUAUCGAAAUGGUGGUACCAUCGCUGUGAACGAAAUACUUGACUUUCUCGCACUUUGUUAUUUAUUGUUAACUCACAGCUUCCAUGCACAGUUGAAAAACUGGCGUCAAUUUUCAAUACUCUUUAAUGGCGACUGAUAAGAACUUCAUCCCUCCUAGAGCCUCGUGUGCUGCAGGAGGGUGAAUUCGUUGGUUAUUAAAUUUCUACGCAUCAAUAUAAUUAUACGUGGAAAGCAAUCAACGCAUAGAUUCAUUAGGGUGCGGAUGCGUACUUGGGAUAAUCUUUUCUAUAACGCACAUUUAAUAGGUAAAAAUAUAAUAAUUAUAGAUAAAACGCUGUUUCAAACUACUUCCACGUGACGAUCGAUCGAUGACGUAGUUUUUCACAGCCAAAUGCGACGAUAAACCUGGAACCGUAAAGUUUUUAUAAAAGUUGGAAAAUUUUAUUUCGCAAUAUUGAAAAAAAUUCGUAAAAUCGAUAAUACAAUUGUUAGUAUUUAGAAGUGCACGUAUAAUAAACAGCGGUAAAAUACAGCACGUUGCUUUGCUCAAAUAAAUCAUACGAAUAGACAUUUAAAUAUUAUUAUCCCAUAUUAUAAACUGAAAAGCACUCACGUGCAUAUCUAGAAGUAUACAUAUACAGGCAUACUAUACCUAUUGAAGAUAUGUAUACGCGUAUACAAGUACAAUAAUUUUAAUUGUAAGCCGAGUCAUGAAGAUGAUAUUUGUAGAUGAGAAAUUAUGAUACAAUUACAAUCAAAGUUUAUAAAGACUA